AUUUGCAUGUUUUGCAUCUUCGACUUGCUUGUGUUUAACAGGUUUCUAAAUCCUACAUCAAACGACUUUGCAUUGACUUCCCGGGUAUAACGUUUUUCCCAGCCAGGUACUCGGUGUGGUGAAGGCGGUGUAAGGUAUAAUCUCCGCACCUUGCUAUUACGGGUGUAAGUGUUUGGGAGGGUGGGUAGGUUGAGGGAAGAGACGUCUUGUGUGCGAAACAGUCUUGGAACUCGCAGCUGCUAUCUUUGCCCUGCUCCUUCUAGUCAAUAUAAUUACGUGCAGUCUGUACCCGGGGGCGCCACGCUCGCUCUCUGGGAGAACCUUUGGUCACGUGACACCUUGAUAGAUGUGCUGCGGAGCUGGCGGGGACAGGUAACAGCAGCGACACUGCACCCGGGACUUUGUUGCUGACAUCACGUGCCUGUGGAGCGUGACAUGUGUCCCCAGCGGUGACGUGGCGAGCGACGGACUGCCGUGACCCUCGCAGCAGUGACAUCACUUGUUCCACUGCUGGCUGUAUCGACCUCUGGCAGGCCUUCUGAUGACGACGAGUGAUCAAUAAUUUGUUUAUGUUGCAAUUGCUGCUUGUUCUUCUUUUGGAAGGGAAGGAGGGGAAAGUUCCCCUCCAGCAACUGGUUUAAGGACUGUCGAUACGUGACAUGAGCGGCAAGAACCGCUGGUCGUGAAAAGUAAACAUCAACUGUAGACCUCAGCUCCAAGAUUGAUCCAUUCCUUGCGCGCCGCAUGCCAUCUUGAAAGCUGGGCGUUCAACAGCCUUUUCUGUCUUUUCACCGAGGAAUGUAUAUUUGAUCGUCGAUGGAGGAGAUAAACUGAAAAAAAAUCCCACCAGUCGGACUGAGGGACUGAGCGAAGCGAAAAAACUGAGGACUUUGCUGAUCAAGACUUGUCCUUCCUGCUGGUGACAGAAAGACCGGAGGUUUUGAAAACUAAUUCUUUGGGAAGAUUUUUGAUAAUAUUUUGUGUUUUCUUUCGAGCGCGAGUGGUCACCUGACAUUUUAAUUUUUAUCGUUUAUUCGGCAGUAUAAACAUUUGUUUUUUCCUGUGGUCCUUGGUUUCGGAGGGCAAUGACGAAGGCAGGUGAUAUAUGUGUUCAGCUGUGCGAGCGCACGCGAGGAUUACCAAAGCUGGUUCUGUGUUUGUUCCUGGUGAUCCUGCAGGGCACCAUGUUCAACCUGUACAUGUACAUGUGGAUGGGUCCUAUCUGGUUGUGCUGGUUUCUCUACGAUGGUCUGAACGUGGGGUUACUGACUGUGGCCUUUGUCCUCUCCUCCCGGUCUGUGGACGAGCAGCGAAAAGGACAUUUCAGCCGCAGGACUAUCGGGUGGCUAGCCUGGCUAGUUCUAGAGAUUGGCGUGAUGGUGCGGAUGCUGAUCGGCUUCCUGAAUUUUUGCAAGUUGAUGGAGGAGAACACUUUUUUCGGGCCCAGCACCUUCAAGACCACCAUCGCCCUCUCGUCCGCCAUCUUCCUCCUACUGCUGACGUCACACUACGAGGCGCCCUAUGGCUCCCCCCAGCGGCUGUACGUUGUGGAGCUGACUGGCACAGUGCUCUUUGACCUCAUCGACGUGGUGGAGGCUGUGGACGUGUUGUUCGUCAAGGAAGCCGUUGAAUCCCUGAAUCCUACCAUGGAGGUUGCCAUCCUUGUGGUCGCCAGCAUCAACCUCUUGUUACCCACAAUCCCGUUUGUUACCCUGAGCAUCACGGGAUUCGGUCAGAGACGCCUGUCAAGUCUCCUCGUGUCGGCACACAAGGCCUUGGUUUCCGUGGCCAUCAACCUGCCCAACCUCGUCAUCCGCUUGAUCCUCUGGCACGGCUUCAGCGUGGGCAUCUCGGUCUUCGUCCUCAAGAACAUCGUGGUCAUCGUUCUGACCACCUACAGCUUCUACGAGCACAAGCACGACAAGUAUCACCAGCACAAACAUGAAGAGCGGGAGAAAUCGUGGGAGAAGCAGCAGCUGGAGAUGACGGCCCACCACGGACGAGCGACCAUGACCCCGGAGGACAAGCCAAUGGAGGCGGGUCACGCGAGCGAAGGUCACGAUGAGAAGAAAGCUGCGGCGGAGAGUGACAAGCAUCAUUGCAGGGUGGAAGCGGAAGAAAAGACAACCCCGUAUCACGGAAAACGACGGGAAUCGGUGGCAUAAAAUUGGGAAUUAAAGGGAAAGGGGGAAAGAAAUACAAGAAAAAAUUCGCGACGGGAAGAGGUGAGUGACAGAACCGGCACACCUGAGCAGGGAUUAUUUUAUCCUCUUCAUUCUACACCAUUGGCUAGGUUUAGUCGCUUGUACCGUGUCCAGCCUCUUCAAGUUUGUUGCCAAAAACAGAAAUAGCAAGUUACAACGAACAUCCGUUUAAUAUAUUGUAAGUAGUACGCUUCGUUAGCGCACAAUGUUGAGAAUAAUAUUAUGACCUGGUUCCUCAUCACCAAAGAUGUGUUUUGUCGAGAAUGAUUGCUUAAAAUUCAGAUAAUGACCACUGAAAUACUCAUUGGUCAUGGAAAAUAACCGGUGAAACAGUUGUUUGACUGUGUCUGCUGAAAUAAUAAUUUGUCACUGGUCGUUGACUGGUCAUUGAAAACUUGCUGGACUUAGAUGGCUUUCUUGUUUGACAUGGAUCAUGGUGACUGAAAUACUUGCUCGGCAUGAAAGUGGACACCUAGAUACUUGUCUAACAUGAUUGUCAUCUGUUGGUACGCACGUAAGCAUGGUUUAGCAAGAAAAUUUCCGAGAUCACUCUGCACUGCCUCUAAAAGUAGCUUACAUUGUGUACAAGUAUAUUUUACCAUGACCAUGUCCUCUCCUUCCUUUUUUAUAUUACUGCAGGUGUGAUGCCCAGACAUCACAGUAAUCAGAGACUUGUUAUCUUUCCUUAGAGCCAUGUGUGCUUUGGGCAGGAGGUGUGGGGAGAUAAAGUUAAUGAACAAAAGACAAAAGUCAUCUCUUGAGGAAGAGGAAAAAUAUCCUAACAGUUGUCAUGACUAUGUGAGAAACUCUUCAAUCAAGAAACAUAAUUUAAAAACAAGGCGUUUAAGACAAUCAUUUAAUUUAUGUACAUCUUUUAAAAUAUGUGGACUGUUGCUUUUCUAAACAUUUAGCUGGAAUAUUCUGACAAUGCCUUAGUAUUUGCGUGGAUCAGAAAUAUGAUGUUACACCAUUCAUCUGCUGUGUUGCUUUCGUGGUAGGUAAUUACAUAAUGAAACCAGAAACAUGUUGGUAAACAUUAUUUUAUGUUUUUAUGAUUAAGUUGUGAUAUGCUUUACUUCACUUCAAUAUUAUUAAACAGACAGAAGCUGCUCAUCUAUCAUGUACUUUUGCUAACUCCUCAAUGCUUCACGCUUAUGUUAAACAGACAUUUUGCUAAUCGUCCUAUGCUAACUUUAUUUGGAGUCGCAACUGUUAAUUCUUUAUCACUGACCGCUAACGCUAAACAUCCGCAUUUUGUUAAAUAUUUGUGUACAUAAGUUCACUGGAAACACAUGUCUAGUGUAAGUCUUCACUGCAUUUCUCUAAGGAGGGUGAAUCCAGGGAGCCAGGAGGGAGUCCGGACAGUUGUUGAACUGGUCGCUGAACUAUUCAUGAUUUCAACUCCUUGUUGCAUUUAUAAAUAACCAAAAACUUAUUGUAACCUGUUGACUCACAAAUGAUGAAUUUCAUAAAUAUGCACAUCAAUACUUGCAUACAAACAUGAACAUAUUGGCAUAACCUCUACAUAAAUAAGAAAUACACGCGCGCAAACACGCAAACACACACACAAGGACAGUGAGUUACUUCAUUUUUCUUUAGAAAUAAAG
This is a messenger RNA of Pomacea canaliculata, 3811 nucleotides long. RefSeq lists its product as uncharacterized. Bases 1086 to 2165 code for a protein of 359 amino acids. The record is from RefSeq and is a predicted model, not a curated record. The transcript is spliced from 4 exons. Lineage: Eukaryota; Metazoa; Mollusca; Gastropoda; Architaenioglossa; Ampullariidae.